This is a messenger RNA of Mycetomoellerius zeteki, 1452 nucleotides long. Its product is annotated as phospholipase A1. Gene Ontology annotation, biological process: lipid catabolic process. Gene Ontology annotation, molecular function: lipase activity. The record is from RefSeq and is a predicted model, not a curated record. The transcript has 10 exons. NCBI's taxonomy places the organism in Eukaryota, Metazoa, Arthropoda, Insecta, Hymenoptera, Formicidae. The coding region runs from base 1 to 1452 and encodes 483 amino acids.
AUGAUGCAAUUGGUUACAAUUGCAUCAUUUUUUGUACUACUCUACAAUUUUUUCGGUACAAUAGCAGCCCCGAGUGAUCAUAAUGCGAUAACGGAUUCUAAUGUGGACUCUUCAGUGAAUGACGAUUUUAUAUUCAAUCUGGCAAUUUCUUGUAUCUUUGGUGUUAAAUCAGUUUCAACUGUUCUGUACACGAGUAAUAUUCCUAAUGGCAAAAUUGUUCAAGUAAACGAAUCCUGCAAUCUUAUUGAUCCCUCGAAACCGGUUUUCUUCAUGACUCAUGGUUUUCUUUCCAAUUCACUCAAUUAUAAUUUUCCUAAUUUUGCCUCUCUAUUGUCCAAGAAAGAUUAUGCAGUGUUUUCAUUAGAUUGGUCUAACGCAGCAUGCUAUAACCGAGUAACAGCCACUAUGAAUCUGCUGGAGUAUCCUCUUGCAGUACGUAACACUCGUGAAGUUGGUACCUAUUUGGCGAGCUACAUCAAAUCGGUAAUGAACGUGUGCAAUGUUCCAUUGAAGAAGAUCACACUCAUAGGUCACAGUCUUGGCGCGCAUAUAAGUAGUUUCGCUGCGAAGAACCUCCAGAAAUCAAAUUACGGUAAGAUUCCACUACUCAUCGGAACUGAUCCCGCGGGUCCCUCAUUCUUAUUGAGAGAUUGCGAGGACAGAUUUUGUAAAACAGACGCCGAACGUGUAGUAGCUCUUCACUCAUCGCUUCUCGGGAUACAAAAAUCUGUAGCUCAUCUCAAUUUAUGGUUCAAUAAUGGCAUUUCCCAACCAGCAUGCCCAUUUUUUUACUUUAACUGCUCGCAUAACAUAGCUGUUGAGUAUCUGGCUACGCUGUUAGAUAAUUGUGUAUAUAUAGGUGUUCCUGUAUCAUCUAGAACAUUUCCGUUUCUUAAUGUCAUGUCUGGUUAUUCUUCCGAUAUUACCAGAUAUAUUGUGGUGGAUAGCAACUUAUUCGACGAUAGCUAUUCUACAAUCGGGGACUACUGUGUAUUCGUUACAUCGAAAUAUCCCUACUACAAGAAGAAGAACAAACUAAAAGAUCUAUCUGCCCUGCUUGGUACAAGAGAAGAGUACAUUGUAUGGGAACAGCGAUGCGACGAUUUCAUAGAAUCUCUGGAAGAGCAGAGUCGUGCUAAGCGUCCGCGAUUAUUAAUCGGAAAGAGACAAUCAGCGAUCGCAUCUAUCGCGAGGCUCGAGAGUUUAAAGGAUUCAAUGCGUGGACGAUUCAUGCAUGUGGGUGCCGGAUAUGGACUUCGAUGGCGCGAGAUUGACACAGCAUUCGAAAAUCGUAUUCUGACCGGUGCGGUGAUAAACUAUAAGCACUCUAGGCACAUAGAGCCUCACCAAUUUCUCGAAAACGCGAGAGAAAUUGUGUUCAAGCGUGUGCGAGAUGCUAUAGAAAGACAUGGAAGUGUGAAAGUGAACACCGCGUUCAACGGCGACAAAUGA